This is a messenger RNA of Coregonus sp. 'balchen', 1447 nucleotides long. NCBI's taxonomy places the organism in Eukaryota, Metazoa, Chordata, Actinopteri, Salmoniformes, Salmonidae. The record is from the annotation of a GenBank genome assembly.
UGUGGGGGACGCGCGUGGACCGCGAGAUGGACUACCUUGAGACACAGAAUGGGGCGCAGCCCUGCGUGGACGUGGAUGACAAGUUAGUGGAACAACAGGUGACCGUGGUGAAGGAGAAGAACAAGGCCAAAUACGACAAGGCCACAGGUGAGAUGUGGCAGACAUGGUGGCAGACGUGGUGACAUACUGAGGGGACAAAGACACAUGAUUACUUACUAAGAGGAUCAUAGCAAGCCUGGUAAUUAAUUGCACCCACCUGGUGUCCCAGGUCUAAAUCCCUAGAGGGGAAGAAUUAAUCAAUAGAAAUCAGCAGUGGAACUGGCUUCGAGGUCCAUAUUUGAAUAUGCCUGGCAUAGGCCUACUGAAAGGACAAACAUAUGACGUAAACUCAGCAGUAGGGGUAAUGCGAGACCUUGGUUCCUUAACAAGUCUUCUUCUACAUGAUGAGAGGAGAUAUAGUGGGCCACAGGUAUGAGAUGUUGAUAAACAUGUAAGCAGGCCAAGUGUCUUAGCUGCUGUACUGUCAUGUAACUAAGUUAGAAAAUCAAUCUACCCUCAUAUCAGGAUUCUUCUCUCAGAGGCUCUUAUUAAAUAAUUUAAGUGGAUUUCAUUCAAUGUUGUGCUUAACACUUUUCGUUCUACUCUAAAACAUUAAGGUUAGGGUUGAUAACAUAGAGCACACCAUCUGGUUUUCUUGGCAGGCAUAAUUAUAAACCUAGAGCAGGUAUUCAGGAAACUGUUUACACUUGGUUGUUGAAGUACAGGAAGUGGGUGGACUGCACUGAGAUACUGUAUGAGAGCAUGCUGAUGAAGCACAUAGAUGAAGGACUGACUGAAAAUGCGAUGCUGAUUCAAAUAUUAUUCUCUAAAUUAUGCACCACUUUAAUUGUAAUAUCUGCUUUCAGUUGCACUAGAGCAAAAAUUAAUAUGCAGUGACUCAUCAGAUUUAAUUGCCUAUGAUCCUUAUAAAUGUAGCCACACACUUGUAAUUAAAUUGUUUUUUAAUUUCCCCAGUAAUUAAAUCAGCUGAGUGCUGUUGCCUACUAGGGGGGCAUUUUCUUCUGACACAAUCAGGUUGAACAUCUGAAACAUACUUCAGAUCAUGUAAAAGCCUGAGGAGUGAAAAUAAGCUAAAACUAUUUUUUUUUAAUGGAACUAUCCCUUGAACUUUACCUAGUCCCUUAGUAUCACUUCUGGUUGCUUUAUCAAUAUGGUAUGUUGUAGUUUGUCUUAUGAUAUUGGUAUAACAGAUAUCACAGUUCGACUGUAACAAUGUUUACAUUGUAAUUACACUGAACCUGCUGUGUAAUGUUAACUACCAUGUAAAAAACAUGAUUUUAGCCCAACUAAAUUUAAAGUGGGACCAGGAAGGGUCAUGUACCUCUCUUCUCCUCUCCCAGACUGCAGGGACAUGAUAUCCAGCAUCAAAGCCAUGAAGAUUUUGAAG